This is a messenger RNA of Labeo rohita (rohu), 1762 nucleotides long. Its product is annotated as leukotriene B4 receptor 1. The record is from RefSeq and is a predicted model, not a curated record. Gene Ontology annotation, biological process: inflammatory response; positive regulation of cytosolic calcium ion concentration; phospholipase C-activating G protein-coupled receptor signaling pathway. Lineage: Eukaryota; Metazoa; Chordata; Actinopteri; Cypriniformes; Cyprinidae. The transcript is spliced from 8 exons. Gene Ontology annotation, cellular component: plasma membrane. Gene Ontology annotation, molecular function: leukotriene receptor activity; complement receptor activity. The coding region runs from base 99 to 1760 and encodes 553 amino acids.
AGAGAAUCGCCCUCUUCAAAACUCUGAAUUACAGUUCAUCUUAAGGCCUGUUUGAAAGCAACCAGAUUUCAUCUUUCCAAUGUAUUUUAGUUGCGGAAAUGACAAAGAUCAUCCAGCAUCUUAUCUGUCUGCUAGUAUGGUGUCAAGCUGUAGAAACGCUAACAAAACUAACAAAUUUGGGACAAAAUGUGUCCAUAAACUGUGAUCUAGAAGAAAAAGAGAUUUAUUGGAUGCUACUGAAGCUACCAAAUCCUCCAGUUAUGAUACUGCGGUUAUUUUCAACUUCACCAACUCCUUUUUACUACGAUAAUAUUACACAUUUCAGAUCUAAAUAUUCAGUGCAACCUAAACAUCAUCUAGUCAUAAGAAAUGUCACUACUGAUGAAUUAGGUGAUUAUUACUGCAUGACCACAGAAGCACCUCCAAAAUUCAGCAGCGGCAUCAGACUUCACAUCAUUGAACCAACUAAAUUACCUAACUAUCAGAAUCACACUGUGGUGAAGUUUAUUGAGCAGAUUCAGAAACCAUGGAUGAUUAUUAUCAUCAUAUCUGGUCUGAUGCAUGGUGUUCUGGUCUUUGUGGUGAUUGGUUGUUCGCGUUGCUACUCUAGAGAAAAUGUAAAACAUCAAGAAGCAGAUUUCGAGCAGACUCUUCGCAAACAACUUAAAGAGCCAAAGACCAUGGAAUCACUCACCUCUCGCACUUUGUCUCAUACCAUGUCAAUCCACUUUCUGACCAAUACCACUAACUCUGGAAUGAACAAUAUCACAAGUCUACGAAGUAGAGCUGGAUCAAUUUCAGGGGCUCUGAUCCUCUGCCUUUUCCUACCCAUUGGCAUCUCUGGAAACCUCUUGAUCAUUUGGAGCAUCCUGGCUCGAACCCGCCAGCGUUCCAUCACAACCCUCCUGAUCCUCAACCUCGCUUUUGCGGAUGGAUUUUUGAUGCUUUUGAUGCCUUUCUUCAUUGUUUAUUUGUUCCAACGCAGCUGGAUUUUUACUCUGCCACUGUGCAAGAUUCUGCUGUACCUUUGCAGUACCAACAUGUACGCCUCAAUAUUUUUGAUAACGCUAAUGAGUCUGCACAGGAUGGUGGCUGUAGUGUGGUGGAAACAUGCUGGUGUCCUGACAGACCGGAAGGUGAUGAUUCGGGUGUUGGUGGGACUGUGGAUUUUUGCUCUCGGAAUAUCGGUACCAAACUCUGUUUUCUGGACCACUUUCUCGAGUGAGCAAGAGCCAAAGUUUUUACUGUGUGCUUGUAAACAUCCACAGCCACGAGAUGUGAUGCUGCACCACUGUUUGGAAAUUCUGCUGGGUUUCUUAAUUCCGUAUGGGCUGAUCAUAAGCAGUUACGUGUGCAUCCUGCGCAGAAUUCGCAAGACACGGUUUCGUAGGCACAUCCAAAGUGAGAAACUCAUCCUGGUGAUUGUCAUCACCUUCGGCCUGAUCUGGCUUCCUUUCCAUACCAUGAAUAUGGUGGAGGUUGGUUCAACUCAACUAAUUUAUCCUCUUUCUCACAGAUUAAAUCAAAUCUGGCUUUCAUUCCGAGGCUUCAGCUCCAAUAUCACCUUCGUCAGCAGCUGCAUAAACCCUGUUCUCUAUACCUUCGCUGGAAAGUCAUACAUUAAACGUGAAGGCCUGGCCUUCAUGGCACGGCUCUUUGAAGGCUCAAGGAUGGAGUCCAUGCAGAAGAACCAGCAGAAUCAGAAAAAUCAAGAUGAAGAGAAAAAAGAAGAGGAUGACCAUCUAAGAGACAAAGUCUGAUU